This is a messenger RNA of Amaranthus tricolor (Joseph's coat), 1511 nucleotides long. Its product is annotated as adenylate kinase, chloroplastic. The record is from RefSeq and is a predicted model, not a curated record. The coding region runs from base 342 to 1232 and encodes 296 amino acids. Gene Ontology annotation, molecular function: ATP binding; nucleoside diphosphate kinase activity; AMP kinase activity. The transcript is spliced from 7 exons. Gene Ontology annotation, cellular component: cytoplasm. Lineage: Eukaryota; Viridiplantae; Streptophyta; Magnoliopsida; Caryophyllales; Amaranthaceae. Gene Ontology annotation, biological process: nucleoside triphosphate biosynthetic process.
UGUUUCUCAAGAUUACCUUAGAACCAUCCCCAUUGACAAUCAAACACAUAGUUUUUGGUUUAACGCAAUCCAAGGAUUCGUUAGAACCAUACGUAGAAUUUGAAGCCAAAACUAAAGAUUGGGCGGACCGAUUACUCAUUCAUAGCCAUAAGCUCAAAAAAAUCUGGUCCCACAACAAAACUCUCCCUUCUAAAUUCUAAAUUCUAAAUUCUGAUCAUUUAUUUAUCACUUAUAUAUUCGCUCCCUUCUGCUCUUUCCUUUGCCCAAAAGAAUAGGAAUAUCUGCCAAAUUUGGCAACUCAGAAAACGUCUACUAAAUAUUAGGAGAAAUCAGCACCAAAAAUGGCGUUUUUUGGAUGUUCUUCUACUUUCGCAAACCCUAAUUCCGCCAUUUUCUCUCCUUCCACUCGUUUUCAUUAUCCUUCCCUUUCUUUUUCUGCUUCCACUCCUAAAUUUUCUUCUUCUUUUCAUUCUUCCUUUUCUCUUCGCUUUGAUCAAUCCUUAACUCGACGCCAUUCUCGCAUAUCUAAUCGUCCUAAUUUCGUGGUUAUGGCGUCAACUAGUAACUCGAGGCCAUUGAGGAUUAUGAUUUCAGGUGCUCCGGCGUCUGGCAAAGGGACUCAAUGUGAGCUCAUUACUGAGAAAUAUGGUUUGGCGCAUAUUUCUACUGGUGAUUUGCUUCGCGCUGAAAUUUCAUCGGGUAGUGAAAAUGGAAAAAAAGCUAAAGAUUACAUGGACAAAGGACAGCUGGUCCCUGAUGAAAUAGUUGUGAUGAUGGUCAAAGAUCGUCUGCUGCGGCCAGAUUCACUAGAGAAGGGCUGGCUUUUAGAUGGAUAUCCAAGGAGCUUAUCCCAAGCAGUUGCUUUGAAAGACUUGGGGUUCCAACCUGACCUGUUUAUUCUUCUGGAAGUUCCUGAGGAAUUACUUGUUGAGAGGGUUGUUGGACGAAGAUUAGAUCCUGCUACUGGGAAGAUAUACCACUUAAAGUAUUCUCCUCCUGAGAAUGAUGAAAUUGCUUCUAGGCUUACCCAGCGUUUUGAUGAUACUGAGGAAAAGGUGAAAUUACGUUUGCAAACUCAUCAUCAAAAUGUAGAGGCAGUGCUCUCCAUGUAUGAAGACAUAAUUGUUAAGGUUGAUGGAAGUGGUACAAAGCAAGAUGUAUUCGCCCAGAUCGAUAAUGCCCUUUCCAAGCUUGUGGAACUAGAGACUACCUCAGAUUCCGUGGCAGCUUAGAUGAUUGACCUGUAGCAGGCAACAUUAUAUUUGGCUUGCUGCUUUUAUGUCAAGGUUUCUUAAUUGACACAAACAUCCAUUUGCUCAUUUUUUAACUAUUGAUUACUAGCAAUUCAUUUGUAAACAGUUUUUGGUCAGUAUAUAUAUCAGUAGCCCUGAAUCUUUUUCAGAACAUCCAUUACUUUUUCUGUAAACAAGUGGCUCGUACUAUCAUUAUUGCAUAAUCAAUGAAAGCCCCCAUGUCAUUGUGUAAUUUGGAGGCACAAAUUUGAAUGUGAA